AUGUUCCGUCGGAUGCUGCACACGGGUGCGCCGCUGCGUGCAGUACGAAAGCCGCAGUUUAAUGUGAAGGCCAUGCUGGCGCGGCUGCCGGACUACGUGGGAUCCGUGCAAGCGCGGGAGCCGGUAGACGGAGAGCAGCUCAUUUCGAGGCUGCAAGAGCUGCCAGAGAGGCAGAAGGAGGUUGCGCAGAUAGAUGGAGAAGUAAGGGUGGUACAGAGCCGGCGCAAGGUGCUAGAGGCGGAGAUGGCGGCCGGCAUGCACAGGGCCGCGGGCGCAGAGCUUAAGAUGCUCAAACAGAAGUACCAGGCCCUUGCGACACGGGCAAAGGCGCUACGCGAAGAGAUCCGCGCAACCUGCGAGGAUCUCCCGAACCUGUUAGAUCAGUCCACACCACAUUCCGAGCCGGAGAUUGUUGAGUGGCUCAACCCGCUGCCGGAAUACCGUGCAGACGCUCGCUGCGAACACCACGACGUCAUGGUGCGCAAGAAGUUGGUAGAUUUCCAGGCCGCUGCCGAGGUUACAGGCAGCUCCUGGUACUAUCUCAUAAACGAAGGCGCCAUGCUCGAGCACGCGCUGGUCAGCUACGCUACCCGGAAGGCGCGCCAGUGGGGGUUUUCGCUUUGCAUGCCACCUUCCAUAGCCCGCAGCGAGGUGAUUGCCGCAUGCGGAUUUCGACCCCGCGAUCAAAAUGACGAGCAGCAGAUAUACGCCAUCGAGGGUUCUAAUCUCGGGUUGACGGCGACCGCGGAAAUCCCGCUUGCGGGAUUGGGUCUCAAUCGCACACUGGACCUCGCCUCGCCUCGUGCCCUGUGUGGCGUGAGCCGCAGUUAUCGUGCGGAGGCAGGCGCGCGGGGCAGAGACACAAAGGGUUUAUACCGCGUGCACGAGUUCACCAAAGUCGAGCUCUUUUACUGGGCCAAGCCCGCCGAUAGUGCUGCGCUUUUGGAAAAACUGCGUGCGUUCCAGACCGAGUUAAUUUCCGAACUGGGCCUGUCUGCCAAGGUCCUCAACAUGCCCGCUAACGACUUGGGCGCGCCCGCUUUCAAGAAAUAUGACAUCGAAGUAUGGAUGCGGGGACGCGGCUCUUUCGGCGAGGUUUCCAGCGCCUCUAACUGCACCGAUUUCCAAAGCAGGCGGCUCUCCACGCGCUUCGUGAACGACGCAGGGGAUCUAGACUAUCCACAUACCUUGAAUGGAACAGCAAUGGCGGUCCCCAGAGUUAUUGUGGCCAUUGUAGAAAACUUCUACGACCCAGAGACGGAUCGUAUACGCAUUCCAGAUCCCCUGCAACCGUAUAUGGAUGGUAUGCAAUACAUAUAG
Molecule: messenger RNA, 1320 nt
Organism: Eremothecium gossypii ATCC 10895
Lineage: Eukaryota; Fungi; Ascomycota; Saccharomycetes; Saccharomycetales; Saccharomycetaceae
Gene: DIA4
Product: putative serine--tRNA ligase DIA4
Exons: 1
Coding region: 1-1320 (439 amino acids)
Biological process (GO): mitochondrial seryl-tRNA aminoacylation
Cellular component (GO): mitochondrion
Molecular function (GO): tRNA binding; ATP binding; serine-tRNA ligase activity
Source: RefSeq, marked provisional